Pogona vitticeps (central bearded dragon) is the source of this 4429-nucleotide messenger RNA. RefSeq names its product mbt domain containing 1 (gene MBTD1). Gene Ontology annotation, cellular component: nucleus. NCBI's taxonomy places the organism in Eukaryota, Metazoa, Chordata, Lepidosauria, Squamata, Agamidae. The record is from RefSeq and is a predicted model, not a curated record. Gene Ontology annotation, molecular function: chromatin binding; zinc ion binding. Gene Ontology annotation, biological process: negative regulation of DNA-templated transcription.
GGGAGAGAGGAGAGCGGCGGCGGCGGCGGCGGCGGCCGUAGUAGGAGGCAUCCGCUGCCCAUGAGGGCCUGAUGGAAAACACAAAGGACCUGACUGAACAUUCUUCACGGUCAGAAAGGAAGAGACGUGACUCAUUCGGGAUGUUUGAUGGUUAUGAUAGUUGUAGUGAGGAUACCAGUAGUAGUUCCAGCUCUGAUGAGAGUGAAGAGGAAGUUGCUCCCUUGCCCUCAAGCCUUCCAAUUAUCAAGAACAAUGGACAGGUCUACACAUACCCAGAUGGCAAAUCUGGCAUGGCCACCUGUGAAAUGUGUGGAAUGGUCGGUGUCAGAGAUGCCUUUUAUUCUAAAACGAAGCGUUUCUGCAGCGUCUCUUGCUCAAGAAGUUACUCAUCGAACUCUAAGAAGGCCAGUAUUCUGGCCAGACUUCAGGUAACGGGAAAACCUCCAACUAAGAAGGCUAAAGUGCUGCAGAAACAACCUCUAGUUGCUAAAUUAGCUGCAUAUGCUCAAUAUCAAGCAACAGUACAAAACCAAUCAAAGACUAAAACAGCAUCUGUUCCAGUGGAAGGUUUCAAUUGGGGCCACUACAUCAGUAGCAAUAGUUCCACAGCCGCUCCUGUUAACUGUUUUAAACAUGCUCCUAUGGGGACUUGCUGGGGUGACAUCUCCGAAGGAGUGCGUGUAGAAGUCCCUAACACAGACUGCAGCCUACCUACCAAAGUCUUUUGGAUUGCUGGGAUUGUGAAAUUAGCAGGUUACAAUGCUUUAUUAAGAUACGAAGGCUUUGAAAGUGAUUCGAAUCUGGACUUCUGGUGCAACAUCUGUGGUCCUGAUAUCCAUCCAGUUGGCUGGUGUGCAACCAGUGGAAAACCUCUAGUGCCACCUCGAUCUAUUCAACACAAAUAUAUGAACUGGAAAACUUUCCUGGUGAAACGACUCACUGGUGCCAAAACUCUUCCCCCUGACUUCUCUCAGAAGGUAUCAGAAAGCAUGCAGUAUCCUUUCAAGCCUUCUAUGAGAGUAGAAGUUGUUGAUAAAACACACCUCUGCCGAACACGGGUAGCAAUUGUAGACAACGUAAUUGGAGGCAGGUUAAGAUUAGUAUAUGAAGAAAGUGAAGACAAAACAGAUGAUUUUUGGUGCCAUAUGUAUAGCCCACUCAUCCAUCCCAUUGGUUGGUCUCGAAGUAUAGGACAUCGGUUCAAAAGAUCUGAUAUCACAAAGAAACAGGAAUCUUACUUUGAUGCACCUCCACAUUUAUUUGUUAAGGUAAAAGAAAUAGAGUCAAGUGGAGAAUGGUUCAAGGAGGGAAUGAAGUUGGAAGCCAUAGAUCCAUUAAAUCUUUCUGCAAUAUGUGUGGCAACUAUUAGAAAGGUAUUAGCAGAUGGAUAUCUUAUGAUUGGAAUUGAUGGUUCUGAGGCGGCAGAUGGGUCUGACUGGUUCUGUUACCAUGCCACCUCCCCUUCUAUAUUCCCUGUUGGUUUCUGUGAAAUCAACAUGAUAGAACUAACUCCACCCCGAGGUUAUGCAAAACUACCUUUCAAAUGGUUUGACUACCUCAGGGAAACGGGUUCAGUAGCAGCCCCUGUGAAGCUCUUUAACAAGGAAGUUCCAAACCAUGGGUUUCAUGUUGCAAUGAAAUUGGAAGCUGUGGAUCUCAUGGAACCUCGUCUAGUAUGUGUGGCCACCGUAACUCGCAUUAUCCAUCGCCUCUUGAGGAUACAUUUUGAUGGCUGGGAAGAUGAGUAUGAUCAAUGGGUGGACUGUGAAUCUCCUGACUUAUAUCCUGUAGGGUGGUGUCAACUAACUGGUUACCAACUACAGCCUCCUGCGUCACCAUCAUCGAGAGACAGCCAGUCAAGCUCAUCCAAGCAGAAGAAAAAGUCUAAGUCGCAACAGUAUAAAGGACACAAAAAAAAGAGGAAGAUACCAGUUGGGAAGAAGCCUGUCAGUUUGUCGAGCGUCCCCAUGACAGGUGCGGUACGGAGGAGCUUCUCUGGUGAUGAAGAGUUGACUCCUCCUCAGUAUCGAACCCUUCCAGCACAGACAGCCCCGGAGGCCUGCCAGCCUCCCAGGACUAGCAGAGAGUUCAGUCCCAGCCUCAAAACAGUAUCUUCACUGCAGCUGAAGGAAGAGUUGCUAGAUGGAGAAGAAUACAGCUUUCUUCAAGGAGCAUCCGAUCAGGAAAGCAAUGGGUCAGCCAGCCACUACAUCAAACAAGAACCUUAAGGGUGCCAGUUGGGCAGGAUGGUGUAGAAGAAGCCUUUCUUCAAGACUGACGUUCACAUUCUGAUGAUACAGUUUGAUGGCUUCCACUAAGGGCACUUUGCUAACUGCAGAUAAGAUUUCAAUUCAGAAAUUUUGGAGGAUGAGGAAAAUAUUUUAGUGAAAAAAAGAUUUUUCAAUGUAUUAAAAAAAGUUGACACUUAUGUGUUGUAUUUGAAACUUUUAAAAAGAAUUUUUGUAAUAUUUUCGAGUUCAGAUUUAUUGUGCAUUGUUAAAAAAAUGAGAUUCUAAUUUUUUGGUAAGAAUUAAAAGCUUAAUUAUAGCAGGAUUGCAGGAAACCCUUUGAGGAAAUUGAGAUGGUAGUAUAGGCGAAAAAACAAAAGAACUGUUUCUGGUAGGUGAACCUUCUGGUACAAGCUGGGAGAUUCUGAAUUUUAAAGCUACACUAGUCAUAACCUGUCCUUUUCACAGUUGAAAUCAAUGAGGCUCAAGUUUCAGGGUGGUGAAAACGUACUGAAAUACUUUGAAAGAAUGGAGUUUUAAAAAGGAUUUCUCCUGGAAGUGACAAUGUAGCCAAUGAGAGCCUGCUUACUAUUCUGGAGAAUUAAGCUCUGUCCAAUCUUUCUUGAGAUUGUUUGUUGGACAAGAUACAGGUGACUGUGGUUUUCCUGUUCACAUUUUGAAAUCUUGAGAUAUUUUGCAAGCAAUCAGCAAAGUUUCAGCUGGAGAGGAUAUACAAUGGACAUGAAUUCGAGGCUUUUUUCUUGUGCAAUGAAAGGAAGAAAGACCCAGAAGGCCCUUCUGUACUAACACAUCAAUAGGCUUGAUUUCUAUCCUGGUCAAAGACACAUCUGCUGGAAAGGUAUGGGCAGAGGAGGAAGACCGAAGUCUGCUGGACACAGCAUUUUGCUUCACCUAUCUGUCUGGAAUUGCCUUUUGCUUGUUAUGAAUCGCGCCGACUUGCCUAAAGAUGGAUUGAUCCCUGCUGUAGGCAUUGUAUUUUCUGCAACUUGGCUGCUUAAGGCAUUUUUGUGCAAAAUGUUUCCAAGAACUUGCAAUGGUUGGUGUGGCAGGGAUGCUGACUUGCCUGGAAUCUUUUCCUGAAGAUUUAUACCUAUACAGUAUAGAUAUUAGCAGAUUGCUCCAGUCACAGAACUGAACAUGCUGACGUGUUUCACUCUGCAGUGUUGUGACAGGAUGAUAUGUGUCAAGAAUUUUGCUUUUACCAGUAAGGUUCAUUAACUAAACUCUCAGGAAUUAACUACUUAUGUUCUGUAUCUGCUUCUGGGUCAUAGCAAGUCCUCUUUAGAGCAGUGUGACUGGCAGCUGCUUGACUCUCUAAGGUAGGAUUUAGAAGAAUUUAAUCUUAUAGACUAACCUCUACACAUUUUAAACCUAAUGCUUUACAACUAGCAACUCUCAAAACCCCAGAGAUAAUUUUUUUGGCAUAUAAAUGUUUUGAAUUUUUAAAAAUGCAUAGAAAGUUGAAAACCAGCAAUUUUGAUUCUUUUCUUAAUUAUCUUGCUCUGUUGUUGGGUACAUACCAUUGGUGAUAUGCAAAGGUUUACCACAUUCUAUGCAAGAGGGGAUAAUGAUGUAAAAUUUUGUAGUAACUACUGGAAGUACAUUUUUUCUGUAUAGUAUAGGAAUGUAUGGGAACUAUUUCUAGUCUUUUUCUCCCUCCCCAUAAUGGGCCAUUUUUGACAAAGUGCUUCAUGUAUACAUAUUUUAGAAACUGAGUACCAGGUGUCAAAUACUUCUAAACCUAGGUGGCAGUUACUUAUGUCAUGUUUCUAAAAGGCUUUUAUUCAUGGUUCACACAACUGUGGCAGAAAUGGGAGCUUGAUGGGUGUAUCUUUUUCCCCCCUCCCUGCACCACACACGCUGCAUUGCAGCUGUUGUUUUUAAUCUUACUUAGUUUAGAAAACAGCUUUGAAUGCUGCACAAGAGGGCUGCUUUGUGGAGAGAGCAGCAAACAGUUGUAGAAUGUGUGCUUGUGUAGUACAAGGGACACAUAUGUCUAAAUGUUGCACAGCUUCACAGGAUCACAUCCAGUGGCCAAAAUUCUGUUGCUUUGUGUAGUAAUUUGCAAUAGCGUAGGCCCACUGACUCAGAGGGAUUUGGUGAACCAACACAUCUGUAAGUUCCAUUGAUUCAAAUGAGCCUGUUCUAACUGUAAGUUAUUUUAGCAUAGUAAUUCACAG